AUGUUGAGGUGCUUCGUGCUUGCUGCAGUGUUGGCGCUGCUCACGCUGGCUCCGCCAGCACGGGCCGGCAUCCCGUUCACAGAGCAGGACCUGGCGUCGGAGGAGAGCCUGCGAGCGCUGUACGAGCAGUGGCGCAGCCACUACAUGGUGUCGCGCCCAGGCUUGCAGGAACAGGACGACAAAGCGCGGCGGUUCAACGUGUUCAAGGAGAACGUGCGGUACAUCCACGAGGCGAACAAGAAGGACCGGCCAUUCAGGCUGGCGCUGAACAAGUUCGCGGACAUGACCAUGGACGAGUUCCGGUGGACGUACGCCGGCUCCAGGACGCGGCACCACCGCGCCCUGAGCGGCGGGAGAGGCCACGGCGAGGGGAGCUUCAUGUAUGGCGAAGCUGGGAACCUGCCGCCGGCCGUGGACUGGCGUCAGCGGGGCGCGGUCACCGGUAUCAAGGACCAAGGCCAGUGCGGGAGCUGCUGGGCGUUCUCGACCAUCGCGGCUGUGGAGGGCAUAAACAAGAUCAGGACCGGGAAGCUGGUGUCGCUGUCGGAGCAGGAGCUCGUGGACUGCGACGACGUCGACAACCAAGGCUGCAACGGUGGCCUCAUGGACUACGCGUUCCAGUACAUCAAGAGGAACGGAGGGAUCACUACCGAGUCCAACUAUCCGUAUCUUGCCGAUCAGAGGAGCUGUAACAAGGCAAAAGAACGAUCCCAUGACGUGACAAUAGAUGGAUAUGAGGAUGUCCCUGCUAACAAUGAAGAUGCUUUACAGAAAGCGGUCGCAAACCAGCCAGUGGCCAUUGCAAUUGAGGCUAGCGGCCAAGAUUUCCAGUUCUACUCAGAGGGUGUCUUCACUGGAAGCUGUGGGACGGACCUAGACCAUGGAGUCGCCGCUGUUGGGUACGGUACAACUCGAGAUGGCACUAAAUAUUGGAUAGUGAAGAACUCCUGGGGCGAGGACUGGGGUGAGAGGGGCUAUAUCAGAAUGCAACGAGGCAUCUCGGACUCGCAAGGGCUCUGUGGCAUUGCAAUGGAGCCGUCUUACCCAACUAAAACAGCAACACAUGGUGCCAUCAUGACCGAUGGGCAUGCAUCCUAUUAA
Miscanthus lutarioriparius is the source of this 1101-nucleotide messenger RNA. The record is from the annotation of a GenBank genome assembly. NCBI's taxonomy places the organism in Eukaryota, Viridiplantae, Streptophyta, Magnoliopsida, Poales, Poaceae.